AUUUUGGAUCCUUACAGCAUGUCCAAGCCCGCGCCGCGUGUCGAAGUCCUCAGCAAGACAAACGUCACCCUCACAGUGUCUGUGACGCCUGCGUCGAACAAGAUGCAGCUGGCGUACAGUGAGUAUGGAUACGUGUACUACUCGUGGACUGAGGUGGACAUUGUUGCGUCUCCGUCCACGAUCAAAGGAUUGCAGCCAAAUACGUGUUACAUCGUCAAAGCUCGCCAUUGGAACGACGAGACGAGUACAUGGUCGGACUACGGCCCCCUCAGCCAGUACAUGCGCACUUUCUCGGAGGAAGAGGAAACCAAGCGCAGCAGCACGUACUACGAACAUGCGCUAAAGAUGGAAAAGGAGCACCGUCAGGAAAUGCAGAACCAGAUUGAAAAGCUGCAGCGAAUGCUUACAGACCCUGGCGCCAAGAAACGCCAGCCAACGCCGCAAGAGAAUCUCAUGGAGAGCCGUAUGGACGUAGAAGCCACAAUCUCAAAGCUCAAGUCGGAGAUUAAGGUUCAAGCGCAAUCGAUGGAAGCGCUGGCGAAGAUGCGAAGAAUGGACGAGCAAGUGAUUACGGACCUCCUGGCCGAGCAGGAGAAGCUUCGGGAUUUACAAACCCAGCAAGCACCCGGUGAGCAGCACGAAAUUGAACGACUCAAGUCGAUGCUGGAGCAGAAUGAAAACAAACUCAAGGUCCACCGUUGGCCUUGUUCGGUGUCUCACAUGCCCGUAGAAACACCAAGAACAAAUCUCGACCAAACAAUCGCAGAUUCAGGAAUACGAAGAGUCGUUGGCUACCAAGCAGGCGGAAAUUGCACGGCGCGAGGUAGAAGUCGAGCGAUUGAUGGACGACUGCCGCCGUGUGAUGCAGGAGCAUGCCGACGUGGCUCACUGCAAGCAGCUAGAGCUCGAGGAUGCACUGCUGGACGCUAAGCAGUCGCUGGAGAAACAGCUCGAGAACAACAACCUGAUGCACAUUGAAAUGCAGCGCCUGCGCCAAGAGAAUGCGUCCCUGAAGCAAUCGAUUGAAGAGUUCGACUCGAAGAUCGCGCCGAAGCUCGUGCAUUUGGAAGAAGAAAAUGCCGAGCUCAAGCUGCGGUUGGGGCGGACAUAAACUUCCUUGCACAUCACUUGUGUACAACCACUGUCGUCGUGGCCGAGGUGGCCAAUAUUUUCAUAUAUAUUGAUAAUUGUCUAUAUAGUUACGUUUGGAAAUAUCAAUGGAUCAUUUAUU
This is a messenger RNA of Aphanomyces invadans, 1231 nucleotides long. RefSeq lists its product as hypothetical. Gene Ontology annotation, molecular function: protein binding. The record is from RefSeq and is a predicted model, not a curated record. The transcript is spliced from 4 exons. Lineage: Eukaryota; Oomycota; Saprolegniomycetes; Saprolegniales; Verrucalvaceae. The coding region runs from base 19 to 930 and encodes 303 amino acids.